Fukomys damarensis (Damara mole-rat) is the source of this 1264-nucleotide messenger RNA. It is a transcript of the gene Mrps33, whose product is annotated as mitochondrial ribosomal protein S33. The coding region runs from base 229 to 549 and encodes 106 amino acids. Gene Ontology annotation, cellular component: mitochondrion. The record is from RefSeq and is a predicted model, not a curated record. NCBI's taxonomy places the organism in Eukaryota, Metazoa, Chordata, Mammalia, Rodentia, Bathyergidae. The transcript has 4 exons.
AUAAAAUUGAAAGAUUGUGUAAGGAAAUUUUACCAGAGUCCUGAAAAGGCCUAUGAUACCAAGUUCCUCCGUCAUUCUCCGUCAGUGACAAGUGUCUGUGUUCUGUGGAAGGAAAAAAGCAGUGGUGUUGGUAACUGUUGUAAGCAUUUCCAGUUUCCCCUUGCUUAGCAAGUGGUUCUUUGCUUCUAAUAAAGAACUCAGGGAGUCUUACUCUUUGCUACUCAGGAAAUGUCUUCGCUUUCACAAUAUACCUUGCGCAUGAGCCGUCUGAGUGCCCGAAUCUUCAGUGAGGUUGCCAGGCCGACUGACUCCAAAUCCAUGAAAGUGGUGAAACUUUUCAGUGAACAGCCCAUGGCUAAGAGGAAGGAGACCUAUGACUGGUAUCCAAACCAUAACACAUAUUUCGCACUCAUGGGCACACUCCGUUUUCUUGGCCUCUACAGAGAUGAGCAUCAGGAUUUUAAGGAUGAACAAAGGCGUCUAAAGAAGCUUCGUGGAAAGGGGAAACCAAGGAAAGGAGAAGGAAAAAGAGCAGCAAAAAGGAAAUAGUGUUUGCCAUGAAAACAGAAAAUUACUUCCUGGGUGACUAAGAAGAAUUCAUCUACUGUCUUUCCACAUAUAAGAGGAAUAUCAUGUUCCUCAGUGAGGGUCAUUUGGAACACAGUCAUCCCAUGUGGAAAUCUAAUCCAGUUAAAUUGUGCCUGCUUUCUUGAAUACAUUCUAAUACUGCAAAAUAUUUUGGCCUUGGAUUUGUAAUCUGAGGUUUACCUAAUUCUCUAAUGGGAUGAAUACAUAAUUUAUUGUUUAAUGAGUUGUUUGGGGUGGGUAUGUGAUAUUGGGGCAGUGAAGAAAUCUCAUUAAAUAAAUGCCCCACAGUUUCCGCCUUCCUCCCUUUCUUCCUCACUUAUUACUCAUCCCUAAACCUCUUUCAUCUCUUUGGCCAUUCAGCCACUGUCUCCACCACCAAGCUCACAAACUUUAUAUGCAUCUCCACCUACUCCUGUAAGCAUAUCUAAGUGGGAUAAAAGGCUGUUCUGGGAAAGGGACUAUUGAACACCUAAUGUCUACAAGGUACUGGAACACUGGUAAUCCAGGGUUAUUAAGAGAAACGAUGCCUUUCAAUCUUGUGGGAGACACAAGUAUGAUCAUAUACAAUUGUAUUAAAUGCUACAAAGGAAAAAGCCAGGGUCCCGUGCGAGUGUGCAUGGAUGGAUGGAUGGAUGGAUGGGUCAGAUACAUCACCGGAGGCCCAAAUCUCAUUUGG